Orbicella faveolata is the source of this 2179-nucleotide messenger RNA. Its product is annotated as signal recognition particle subunit SRP72-like. Gene Ontology annotation, biological process: SRP-dependent cotranslational protein targeting to membrane. Gene Ontology annotation, cellular component: signal recognition particle, endoplasmic reticulum targeting. Lineage: Eukaryota; Metazoa; Cnidaria; Anthozoa; Scleractinia; Merulinidae. Gene Ontology annotation, molecular function: protein binding; ribosome binding; 7S RNA binding. The record is from RefSeq and is a predicted model, not a curated record.
UUGGGGAAUGGAUGUGAUUUUUACACGACGUAAUAUACGACCUCCACUUUUACGCUGUGUGUAAAUACAGUCGGCCCAGUUUCAUUUUCAAGAAGAGCAAAGAUGGCCGCCACGUCUCCUUCUAUACCACAGCUUUUCACUGAAUUAGAUAGAUUUGCAAAGGACGGAAAUUAUGCCAAAGCUCAGAAAAUCGCUAACAAGAUUCUACAAGAAAAACCUGACGACAAGGAAGCAUUUCAUUGUAAGGUGAUCGCUCUCAUUCAUCAGUCAUUCUUUCGGGAAGCUGUCGAUGUAAUCAACUCAGCGCCGAAGAAAGGGAUUGAAAUUGACCUUCAUUUUGAAAAGGCUUAUUGUCUUUAUCGCCUCAAUAAAACUCAGGAGGCCUUGGACAUUCUUAAUGCCAUUGCUGAGCCAUUACAACAUGAAAAAGAACUGAAGGCCCAAGUGCUGUAUCGACUUGAGGACUACAGGGCAUGUCUAGAUCUAUACAGAGACUUGAUCAAGAAUUCUCAGGAUGAUUAUGGAGAUGAACGAGAAACCAACCUUGCUGCUGUUAUUGCUGCUGCUUCUCAGUGGGGCAGACUUAAGAUGGAUGACCCUGGUUUGAGAGAAGACACUUACGAGCUGUGCUAUAACUCAGCAUGUCUUUCUCUGGGUCAGAGUGAUGUUGAAGUUGCUCAACAAAAACUAAGGAGAGCAGAAGAGCUUUGCCAGAGAAGCCUUCAAGAUGAUCCUGAUGUAGCAGAAGAAGAGAUUGAAUCUGAGAUGGGUGUUGUCAGGACUCAGCUUGCCUACACUUACCAACUGCAAGGGAAGAAUGACGAUGCACAGAAGCUUUAUAAUCAAGUUCUCAAAUGCAAGCCUAAUGACCUUGCCUUAGCAGCUGUUGCUUCCAAUAAUGUCAUCACUCUCAACAAGGACCGUGAUGUGUUUGACUCAAAAAAGAAAGUUAAAGCAACAACUGCAGAUGGACUUGAGCACAAACUGACUGGAACUCAACAGCGAACCAUGGCAUUUAACAGAUGCCUUCUGCUCUUCUACACAAAUCAGCUUGAAGCUUGUCGCAGCCUGAUAUCUACCCUGGAAACAAAAUACCCUGAGAGCGAUUUUCCUUGCCUGAUGAGAGCUUCACUCCUCCAUCGAGAGAAACAUUCUGAUAAAGCAGUUGAGCUGCUCAAGAAUUAUGCAGGCUCUCAUGAUAACACUGCUAUGAAUGUUAAACUCACACUGGUGCAGCUGUAUUUGGCACAAGGAAACAUUCGCAGUGCCUGUACCACACUACGCUCAAUUAAAGACCUGGCAUACAAACCAGGCGUGGUGUCUGCUCUGGUGACGUUAUACUCCCAUCUUGGUGACGUCAAUACUGCUGUUGAAGUGCUUGAUGACGCUGUGGAACAUGCGCAGAAGAACAAGGAACUCAUGCGACAGUCUGAAGUACUUUCAUUGAUGAGAGAAAAUGUGGCGUAUAAAUUGCAACACGGCAAAGCCAAAGAGGCGGUGGAUAUGCUGGAGAAACUACACAAGGAAGAUCCACGAGAUGUGAAAACAUUAGCUCAACUUAUCAAGGCGUAUUCUCGUUUAAAUCUAAAGAAAGCAGAGCACUACAGCGAAAAACUUGCACCGCUAGACACGACUUCCCAGAGUACACCUGUAGCCGUGGAUGAAUUGGAGAUGUCCCUCAGUACCAUGGGAUCGCGAUAUGGUCGAGCAAAAGUUAAGCAAGAGGGUGGCGAUACAGAAAUGGAAGAUUUGACGAAAGACCUCGUUGUGAAAAGAAGAAAAAGAAAACGAAAAAGAGGUAAACUGCCGAAGAACUACAAUAGCGAAGUCGAUCCAGACCCCGAGCGGUGGAUACCGAAAAGAGAGCGAACUUACUAUAAAGGCAAGAGACAGAAGAAGGGUGCUGCAGUAGGUAAAGGAACACAAGGUGCUGCUGCCCCAACAGAGGCGUCGUCCAGCCCUAAAACACCCGGCAGUCCCAAGCCCGCAUCCCCGCCGGGUACACCCUCAGCAGGGGGAAGUUCCGCCAGUGUGGUACCACCCCGGCAACAACAGCCACAGGCCGCCAAAAAGAAACAGCGACCCAAGAAGAAGAAAGGAGGCUGGUGAAGAGAUCAGUGUUUGCAAUCCUUGUAACAGACUGAUUAGUCUUGCAAUAAACAAUCGGAAUUUCAGCAGA